UUCUUGCCCGAUGGCGGCCGCCACAGUCGCAGCGAAUCCACCCCAGUCUCGCUGCGGAGGGAGACAAUUAGAAAUGGCCACUACAAAGGAGAAGGAGGCGAAGAUGGAGGAGGACGAUCACGAGGAGGAGGAGGAGGAGGAGGAGGAGGAGGAGGAGGAAGGCGGACAUCCAACAUGAUCGGACUCGACAGGAUGAGUCCUCAUGCCGGAUCGGCUCUAUGGACGAAUCAAGUGACAACGAAACUGGCGACAACCUUCGCCAGCUUCAAGUAUGUUCAUAUCGAACAUCAACCUCCUGCGGUCUUGCAGUACGUGCAGCCAGUGCGGGCAACAGGCCCGCUGUCGGUCCAGGAUUCGGAGGAGGUGGAGGGGGAUGGGGAGGAGGACGCGGGCCAGAGCGGGCCAGACGAAGGAGUAGGAGAGGGGACCUGCAACAACCAGCGAUCGGCAACCCCUAAACCGAUCGGUGCCCGCGCAGCGGUGUGCGUGUGGUGGUGAGAUGCGAACCAUGCACUGAGCGAGCUGCUUGCUUUUCACGGCAGCGUGGCAGUCAACAGAUAACAUUGCACAGAAAACAUGGGAAUAAAUACUGGCAUCUCCGCUUGCAAUGGCUGUCGCUUGCCUGGACCAACAAGCGCCCGUUCGGAUACAAGCCAGUGUACCAUGAUAUGAAGCUGUUCCAGAAAGGGCCAACGGAUCCGUCUGCGUUGACAACGCGGCGCAGAAUAUAGUUAUCAACUCUGUCCCACUCGUCCGCGUUGAUCUUGCGGAACCCGAAAGUUUCCCCGGAGAAAACGGCCGCAAGGGGGACGAUUUCUGCGUACGAGCUGUUCGCAAACUCGAAAAUGUUCGCCGUCUGCGGCGACUCUGUGAAGGCGUAAUACGCGAUGAGAAGGCGGCCCGCGAACGUGUCCGACCAAGUCCAACGGCGCUGGAUGACCGAAGAAUCAACGAAUCAUAAGCAUACACUUUCGGAGCUCCUUGCGGAUUCCUUGGAUCGGCGCUGGCCCCCUCCGCGCGCCAAGGAGGGGGGUCCCGGCGCCGAUCCCGAACUCCGCGCGGAGCUCCGAAAGCUUCUGUUCAUGCAAUUUUUGUUCCUCGUGAUGAGGAAGGGCACUGGCACGGUCGUGGGAUAUGGCAAACUCCCCCGUGCACCCGCGAAGGACACCAACUGCUCCGCUGUCAACGGAUUGCCGUCCAUCCACCACACGCCCAGCAAGUCCAGGUUGAGCUCCUGCACGAAGGUGUUGAGAGCGGUGGCCCGGUCGAACCUUUCUCCCACGCCCGCUGCCCGGGCGUUCUCCUCGAACACGAGGUGGGCGUCGAAGGCCUCCAGGGUACACUCGGCGGUAGCCACGCGCAGCAGCACCCACAGCAGCAGCGCCAGCGCCGCCCCAAGAGAGCCCAAGCAGAAGCAGCAGCACUGCCCCCAGCAGUGCCGCUGGGCGUCCAGGGGGCCCCGCAGGGGCUGCCCGGGCUCGGAGCCCAUGUUGGACGCGUACCCCAUGGGCUGCAUCGGGGACGCCUGGCCCAAGCUGCGCCGAGUGGCCUGCCUUCCACGGGGAGGCCAUGCCAGGCUGCGGCCCCAGGGGCAUGUAGUGCGGCCAGCUGCCGGGCACCGCGAGGCUUGGGGAGCCCGGCGGCCGCCUGGCCGGGACGUGGCCCCGCGUAGGGCGGCGCACCGCCCUGGUAAUGCGGCCUGGUGCACAUGUGGCCCAUGGCGCUGGCCCGCCGGGGCCCGCCGGGGCCCCUCAAGGCGCCGCGGCCCCGGUCCUUCCGGGCUGCGGCGGCGCUCGGGCCGAAACGGCU
Messenger RNA from Prorocentrum cordatum, 1809 nucleotides. The record is from the annotation of a GenBank genome assembly. NCBI's taxonomy places the organism in Eukaryota, Dinophyceae, Prorocentrales, Prorocentraceae.